GGGCUGGCACCCGAGCGCCGCGGAGUCGGUGCAAUAAAAUGCAUCCCGGGGCGCUGCCCAAGGGGAAGGAGCGGACCGCGGCGCUGCGGCCGGAGGAGGAGGCGGCGCGCGCGGAGGAGGAGGAGGACGCCCCGGAGGCGGCGGCGGCCGUUCAGUGAAAGGUCUCACCCAGGCCGGCGGCGGCGGCGGAGGGCGCAGGAGCCCCAGGGCCGCUCGGCGGGGAGCGCGGCAGACCGGCUAUGGUCCCUGGGCUCCCGCCGCCCCCGAGGUGCCCCAGCUCCGCCAGGAGGGCGCGCGAUCGUCACCCCUCAGCCCUGCGCGGCCCCGGCGCCCAGUGACCGCUGAUUGGAGCCCGGCCGGCCAGGCGCCUCCGACCAUGGGGGGCUGCGCACGGAUCCUGCUGCUCUGGGGCUGCUCGGCGGUGGCUGCAGGACUGAGCGGAGUAGCUGGAGCGAGUUCACGCUGUGAAAAAGCCUGCAACCCUCGCAUGGGAAAUUUGGCCCUAGGGAGAAAACUCUCGGCAGACAGCACCUGCGGUCAGAACGGCACUGAACUCUACUGCUUCUACAGCGAGAAUGCCGACCGCACUUGCCGGCAGCCCAAGUGCGACAAGUGCAAUGCUGCCCACCCUCACCUGGCUCACCUGCCAUCUGCCAUGGCAGACUCAUCCUUCAGGUUUCCCCGCACAUGGUGGCAGUCUGCAGAGGAUGUGCACAGAGAAAAGAUCCAGCUAGACCUGGAAGCUGAAUUCUACUUCACUCACCUAAUUAUGGUGUUCAAGUCUCCCAGGCCAGCAGCCAUGGUGCUGGACCGGUCCCAGGACUUUGGAAAGACCUGGAAGCCUUACAAGUACUUCGCAACUAACUGCUCAGCUGCCUUUGGCCUAGAAGAUGAUGUGGUCAAGAAGGGAGCUCCCUGCACCUCGAGAUACUCCAGCCCUUUCCCAUGCUCUGGAGGCGAGGUUAUUUUCCGAGCUUUGUCACCACCAUAUGAUGCAGAAAACCCUUACAGUGCCAAAUUGCAGGAGCAGCUGAAGAUCACCAACCUCCGCGUGCAGCUGCUAAAACGACAGUCUUGUCCCUGCCACAGAAAUGACCUGAACACGAAGCCUCAACAUUUGACACACUAUGCAGUCUACGACUUCAUUGUCAAGGGCAGCUGCUACUGCAAUGGCCACGCUGAUCAGUGUGUACCUGUUGAUGGCUUCAGGCCUAUCAAGGCCCCAGGAGGAUUCCAUGUGGUCCACGGGAAGUGCACGUGCCAGCACAACACCGCGGGCAGCCACUGCGAGCGCUGCGCACCGCUGUACAACGACCGGCCCUGGGAGGCGGCCGACGGCAGAACCGGGAUGCCGAAGGAGUGCCGGACCUGCAAGUGCAAUGGGCACGCGGACACCUGCCACUUCGACAUUAACAUGUGGAUAGCAUCAGGGAAUCGCAGCGGCGGUGUCUGCAACAACUGUCAGCACAACACAGAGGGUCAGCACUGCCAGCGUUGCAAGCCAGGCUUCUACCGUGACCUCCGCAGACCCUUCUCUGCUCCAGACGCUUGCAAAGCCUGUUCCUGUCAUCCCAUCGGAUCAGCUGUCCUUCCUUUCAGCUCCAUGAUCUUCUGUGAUCCCAGCAAUGGUGACUGCCCCUGCAAGCCUGGGGUGGCAGGGCCACACUGUGACAGGUGUAUGGUGGGCUACUGGGGCUUUGGAGAGUACGGCUGCAGGCCUUGCGACUGCGCAGGAAGCUGCGACCCUCUCACGGGAGACUGCAUCAGCAGCAAUGCAGACCUAGACUGGCAUUAUGAAAUUCUGGACUUCCACCCUGUGCUCAACAAGAGUGACUCCGCGUGGGCCUGGGAGGACGAGCAAGGGUUUUCUGCACUUCGACACUCAGGUAAAUGUGAAUGCAAGGAACAGGUAUUGGAGAACUCCAAGGCGUUCUGCAGAAUGAAAUACACAUACGUGCUAAAAAUAAAGAUUUUAUCGGCUCAUGAUAAAGGGUCUCAUGCUGAAGUCAUUGUGAAGAUUAAAAAAGUCUUAAAAUCUACCAAAUUAAAGAUUUUACGUGGAAAGAGAACAUUAUAUCCGGAAUCAUGGACAAACAGAGGCUGCACUUGUCCGAUCCUGAAUCCUGGUUUGGAGUAUCUUGUAGCAGGACACGAGGAUGUAAGAACAGGCAAAUUAAUUGUGAAUAUGAAAAGCUUUGUCCAACACUGGAAGCCAUCGCUCGGAAGAAAAGUCAUGGAUAUCUUAAAAAGAGAGUGCAAAUAGCAGCCACGGGGUAUAGCACAUAGUGGCACUUCUCCGUGUGUACACCACCAGCUCAUUGAAAAAGAAACCUCAGAAACAAAACUGGAAGUUCUCUUUAAAGUGCCAAAAUGUAAAGAUAUGUUGUAGUCUAUGGGCCUUGCCUAACCAAUCUGCUCUGGAUCCAUGUUGAAAUUCAGUUUUGCUUUCUAAAGAGAAAUGGGAACCCCUACGCUGAUAUGUGUUCUAUGAAACUAAUUCUGAAAGUCAUCAUUUUGAGGGAGAUUUUAAUAGCCGCGUGAUAUUUAGCCGCAACCCAUUACGGGCAGCACCGCUAACAAGGGCUCCUCUCAGCCUCGGCUCUGUUACUCACCUUUGAUGCUACUUAAAGUAAUAAAUGAGAUUGUAAGGAAUCCCCAACCCUAUCAUCAGGAAAGGUAUUUCUUUAAAAGAGCCUUCCCUUGGGUGUUGCGUAUGAGCUGUGGUCUGUGGGAUGUGACAUGGAACGUCUCCACGUCUGUAUAGUAUUUCCUUGUAUAAAGCACUUUACUGCCUACCACUUGCAUUGUAAAAAUUUGGAGACUGCUACUGACAGGAACAAAAGAAAAGGGUGUGUAAGGAAACCUACUGAAACAGAGCACUGCCACUAUCCACAGGCAAAACUGACCGCAUAAAGGAAGCUGUUCCACUUAACUCUGAACCCUUGGAGGACAAGACCCAAAACCUAAUAGGAGGUUUAUUUGCAUGAAGUCUCAGUUUUGGGCAAGAGGUUAGAUUCCACAGUACUGGUCCCCCUGAACCUUUUUAAAAACUAAACAAAAAGAGACUUUAAAAUAAGGAAAAGAAAUCAUACGUGUAGAAAGAAAUAUGUUUGCAUAAAGAAAGGCAGACUUGAAAUUUUUUAAAAGUUCAUUUACUUGCAGCACACUUGUAUACACUUCAGAAAUUAUUGUAGACACAGAAUGUGUUAUAUUUUUGUGUUUAGUAUUUAAACCUAAA
Molecule: messenger RNA, 3238 nt
Organism: Octodon degus (degu)
Lineage: Eukaryota; Metazoa; Chordata; Mammalia; Rodentia; Octodontidae
Gene: Ntn4
Product: netrin 4
Exons: 10
Coding region: 377-2263 (628 amino acids)
Biological process (GO): substrate adhesion-dependent cell spreading; basement membrane assembly; cell migration
Cellular component (GO): laminin trimer
Molecular function (GO): protein binding
Source: RefSeq, a predicted model, not a curated record